UCAACAAGGCCCAGCUGUCUGUACACAAACAUACUGGAGUCGUUUUCAUAAGGUGAAACAGACUGGUGUGGACAAUCAUCAUGACAAAUGGGCAUAUGCUGUACGACCUUGACCUGACCUGUCCUGUAUAGCUGAUGCACAUACUUAGAUGACCUUACCUGAGGUUAGGUUAGGUUAGGUGGAGUGGGUUGGGAGCGGAGAAUCUUCAGAUUGACACUCUGGUGGGGAGGUUGUUCAAGUGGUCUGAAGAUAAUUAUUAGUUUGCAGAAGCUCAUGACCAACUACAAUGCAGGCUGCUAGUGCAGUUCAUGUCUCAGAAGCCUGGUGGACUGAAGCUUGCAAAAAAAUAAAAAAUUCUGUCGUGUUUGUCGACAAUAACACAGCAGAAUGUCUUCACUGGAGUGGAGGACUCACGAGAUUGGUUAAUGCAGGAGCAAAAAAUGUGAAGGAAUUUUCAUCUUUUGAGAGAGGAAACAAGGAUGACAUGAAGGCGGCCUUCAUGGUGAGCACCGCCAUUAGGGACACGACCGCCACCAUAUUACAAGACAUCAUUAAGGCCUCCAGUUUUCAGUAUUGCAUCGUCAUCACAUGUGCCCAUCCCAACGUCCAUGCGUAUGCCCGCUACGGUGGACGAGAAGUAGAUGAAGCCGUCUUGAUGAAUGAACUGGAACAAGAUGUCUUGGCCUGGAUGGGCAACAUGAAUUACACCGCGGAGAUAUUUUACCUACCUCUGGUUGUGGCACCAUAUUCAGAAAAUUUAUUCUUUAUGCCACCAUUUUCCACAUUGUAUCCACUACUCAACUCAGAUGUUAGAAGAAUAUCCAAGCUGCAGCAGGCAUGUGGAAAAGGGGAUAAAAUUAAACCAGUGGAAAAUCUUGGUGAAGUCGAGUUUCACCAUCUUCCCAAUGAGAUGCGAAUAAUGGUCCGUCAAUUUGUCGUGUGCCUUCAUAGCCUUCUACAGGGAAUGAAUGCCAGAGAUGAAAUAUACACCAUUGGACACACGUCUCGUAUUAUCGGAACUGAACUUGAUGCUUUCACCCCAGCUAGACAGAGAAGGAAGAUGGCUGCUAACAAAGUAUCGGUGGUGUUAGUCGACCGAACUUUGGACCUGGUGAGCGCAUCCAGUCAUGGAGGGGAGACUCUGAUGGGCAGGAUCUUGUCUCUCUUGCCGCGUCUGUAUGGUCAUCAGCUGGACUCCGCAGUAAACAUGUCUCCUUUGUGCGAGGUUCACCCGUCGAGUGAGUGGACACUGGUGCCGGGUUGCUUGGCCCCACAAGGGAAAGAAGACAGAGCUUCAGCUGUUCUGAAUGCCUUGGUUUUGUCAACAGGAAAGGAGGCUCUUUCCCUCAUAAACAAGAAUGUACUGGAAGUAGCUAGUCGUAAAGACAUUGGGGAUGGAACCAGUGUAAAGGAAACUCGAGUCACACCUGAAAAUGUGAAGAUAAAUAUUCAUCAGUUUGCCUCAAAUAUUGAUGCCUUCACAGAAAAUGCUGGUUUAUUGCAGCAAGGUCUUUGUGCGGUGGAGGCACUGAGUCAUCCCCGCUUUGUUCACCUUGACCAGUUGCUGAGUUUAGAGAAACGUCUCAUGCAGUCUAUUGGAGACCCAGAGGAAACGCUUCCCUUUACACAGAUCUUCCAGUUACUCAAAACUCGAGGAACACACGGUGUGUCACUGGAUGACAUACUGACUCUGAUGGUGUACGUGGCCUCACUAGGGGGUCCCGAGGUAUUCUCACAGAAGGAUGAAUACGCUCUUACCAACCGUCUUUCUCAUGCUAUUGUUGAGGAUAAGAAGAUGCUCUCUGAUAAUUUACUUCAGCUAAUUGGUGAAGAAGUAGAUGAAGUAUCAGCUUUAAGGACUGCUCAGGGUGUGGCCGACCAACUUCAUGCAAUUGCCAGCACGAGGGACCAUUUAAAGAAUUAUAAGCACUUGCACAUCCCUGGAGACAGCGCCCAGCCAGCCUCAUACCAGAGUCUCCUGCAGAAGUUAGUGUAUGACUGCCUCACUGCUCCCCAAGCUGAGAUUACUGACCUGGAGUACAAGUCUGCUGGUUUCAAAGACCUUAUAAAGACUGGAUUUAGCUUAUUUGUUAAUGUAAGCAAGCCAAUGCCACGAGACGCACCCAUAAUGCUGGUCUACAUCAUUGGAGGCGUGACUCCCGGAGAGGUGCGUGAGAUUAGGCAAAUUGUAACGGCGGUGAAUCCUCCGUGUGAAGUAAUUGUUGCUUCCUCACAUUUUGCACACCCUAAUGAUACUGUUGUUAAAGCUCUACAGCCUAAUCUAUACCUUAAAGAGGCUUAGUUUCAAUAUUAUAUUCCUAGAGGUUUUAUGAUAAUGAUCACAUGUACACAUUCCUGGCUACACCAGUUGGUAAGAUCUUGCAUUUCAAUACAAGGGUUGGAUGUGAGUUGGCAGUUACUUACGAUUGUUAUGUUUUUGGAGAUAUUGGUUAUUUAUUAUAUAUCAUUAUUAUGCUCAGUAUUGUUUGUUACCACUGUACCAAAUCUACAAAAUAAAAUAGCACCUUUU
This is a messenger RNA of Homarus americanus (American lobster), 2530 nucleotides long. RefSeq names its product sec1 family domain-containing protein 2-like. The record is from RefSeq and is a predicted model, not a curated record. Gene Ontology annotation, biological process: vesicle-mediated transport; intracellular protein transport. NCBI's taxonomy places the organism in Eukaryota, Metazoa, Arthropoda, Malacostraca, Decapoda, Nephropidae. Bases 287 to 2302 code for a protein of 671 amino acids. The transcript has 14 exons.